CAAUAAAAACAAAAGUUGGGCCAAAUCCAUUAGAAGUUAGAACCCGGUUUUGUUCUCCAGCGGGCUAACACCACCAUUUGCACGUCUUGACUCGUCUCCUCCGGCCACUGCAACGUUUUUCGUCCUACCAGAUUUGGCAAUUGGUUUUGUCAAAGGCCAAUUUACACUUCAAUCUCAUCUCCUCCGAGUCCUUGCUUCCUCGCAUUUUCUGAUGGAAGCCCUGCUCUCUUCUUCUUCUUCUUCUGGUGUAACCGCGAAGUACUCAAUUCCUCCUCCGGGUCCACUCCGAUUUACUGGUCAAUCCGUGAGACCAAUACCCGUCCGGAUACUGACGGUGGGCAAGAAGAGGUCAGCCGGGGUGCAACUCAUAGUUGACGAUUACGUUAACAAACUCAGCCACUAUUGCCCGGUUGAGGAUGUUCGGGUGAAAUCCAACCCCAAGAGUGCUCGCGAUCCGACGGUUCAGAUUGAACAUGAGGACCAGGCUUGCAUGCGGUGUAUCAAGUCCCAGGAUGAAUGGGUUGUGCUGUUGGACGAGCGUGGGCUGGAGCUGGAUUCUAUUCAAACGGCUUCAUUCAUUGGGAACGCUUUAAUUGAUGGAGCUCCGAGCCUUCUAUUUUGCAUUGGUGGACCUUAUGGUCAUGGACGACUUUUGCGCCGACGGGCCAAUGUCUCAAUCAAGUUGUCAUCUUUGGUCUUGAAUCAUGAAGUUGCUCUUGUUGUGCUAAUGGAGCAGCUCUAUCGGGCCUGGACCAUUCUUAAAGGCCACAAGUAUCAUCAUCACUGAACAUUAAUUGAUGGUUCAAAAAUUUUUUUUUUUUUCUAAAAAAUAUUAGCCAGUUAAUUGUACCAAUUGUCUAUUGCUAUUUAAGAGAUGCAACCAACUUUCAUUUGCAACAUUAGUCAUAUAGAUUCGGAGCUUUCACGUUAUAAACAGCUAAGUGCUUAAUGUAAUUUUCCAUUUUGAGCUGCAAACUCCAACUAGGAAACAGCCAUCAA
Messenger RNA from Coffea eugenioides, 999 nucleotides. Its product is annotated as putative RNA methyltransferase At5g10620. Lineage: Eukaryota; Viridiplantae; Streptophyta; Magnoliopsida; Gentianales; Rubiaceae. The transcript has a single exon. Gene Ontology annotation, molecular function: methyltransferase activity. The coding region runs from base 212 to 787 and encodes 191 amino acids. Gene Ontology annotation, biological process: rRNA processing. The record is from RefSeq and is a predicted model, not a curated record.